AUGGCUAGCAAUGACAACCACAACUCCUUCUCCAACCACUUCACCAUCCUCCUAAUCGCUGCCUCAACGGCCGCUAUCGUCAUCGUCCUCUACCACUGCUUCAACGCUUGUUGCUACAACCGGAGAAACCCCCAACGCCACAACCGAACACUGGUUCUCCGACAAGGAGAGAUUCCGGGCCUCAUACCGGCCCACAAGUAUGAAAAGGAAACGAAAUUGGUCCGAGAAAAUCGGACUUGUGUGGUUUGCUUGAACGAGUACGAGGAGGGUGAAGAACUUCGUACGUUGCCUGAGUGCAUGCACUCUUUCCACGUGGCUUGUAUUGAUAUGUGGCUCUAUUCCUGUUCAACUUGUCCGGUUUGCCGAACUGAUACGACGCCGUCUCCGUUUGAGUUUAAG
This is a messenger RNA of Camellia sinensis, 399 nucleotides long. Lineage: Eukaryota; Viridiplantae; Streptophyta; Magnoliopsida; Ericales; Theaceae. The record is from RefSeq and is a predicted model, not a curated record.